Messenger RNA from Xenopus tropicalis (tropical clawed frog), 2003 nucleotides. It is a transcript of the gene aldh3b1, whose product is annotated as aldehyde dehydrogenase 3 family member B1. Lineage: Eukaryota; Metazoa; Chordata; Amphibia; Anura; Pipidae. Gene Ontology annotation, molecular function: oxidoreductase activity, acting on the aldehyde or oxo group of donors, NAD or NADP as acceptor; oxidoreductase activity. Bases 13 to 1422 code for a protein of 469 amino acids. The record is from RefSeq and is marked provisional. The transcript is spliced from 10 exons. Gene Ontology annotation, biological process: aldehyde metabolic process.
CUCAGGGAGAGGAUGGAGCCUCAGGAAGAGACAUUACGGCGCCUGCGCAGCAGCUUCCUGGCAGGGAGAACACGGGGCGCCAAGUUCCGUUUCGCCCAAUUGGAAGCUUUGGCUCGAUUCCUGGAGGAAAACAAAAAGGAAAUAAGUCAGAGUUUGAAAAUGGAUCUCAGUAAGCCCCAGUUUGAGACAGAGCUGUCGGAGCUGAGCUUGGUGAGAAGUGAGAUCAACCUGGCGCUCAGCAGUCUCGGCGCUUGGAUGAAGGACGAGUUUGUGGCCAAAAACCUGGCCACGACAUUUGACACUGCUUUUAUACGGAAAGACCCAUUUGGCGUGGUGCUUAUCAUUGGGCCGUGGAACUAUCCUGUGCAUCUCACACUGCUUCCCCUGGUUGGGGCAAUAGCUGCUGGCAACUGUGUGAUCAUUAAGCCGUCAGAGAUCAGUCAGAACACUGAAAGACUCCUGGCAGAACAUCUUCCCCGCUAUCUAGACAAGGACUGCUUUGCGGUGCUCUGCGCUGGGGCGGAAGACACAUCUCGGCUACUUGAGAACAAAUUUGAUUAUAUUUUCUUUACAGGUAACGCACAUGUUGGGAAGAUUGUAAUGGCUGCCGCUGCAAAGCACCUGACCCCGGUGACACUGGAACUGGGGGGCAAGAACCCCUGUUAUGUGGAUGAGGAGUGCGACAUUAGUAAUGCAGCGCGGCGCAUAUCUUGGUCGCGGUAUUUCAAUGCCGGCCAGACCUGCCUGGCUCCGGAUUACGUGCUCUGCACUGAGAGAACCCGGGAUCGGCUGGUCAAGGCUCUGAAGGCCACUGUGCGGGAAUUCUACGGGCAGGACCCCAAGCAAUCCCCUGACCUGGGCAGGAUCAUUAACGACAGACAUUUCCGUAGGGUCUCGGCGCUCCUGUCCAGCGGAACAAUCGUGACUGGGGGGCAGACAGACGAAGCAGAGAAGUAUAUUGCUCCCACUAUUCUGAUUGAUGUCAAAGAGUCCGACCCAGUGAUGCAGGAGGAAAUCUUUGGGCCGGUUCUGCCAGUUAUGACUAUUGGUGGCCUCGAUGCAGCUCUAGAGUUUAUAAACAAACGUGAGAGACCCCUAGCGGCAUAUGUGUACUCCUCUAAAUCCCAGGUUGUGGAUCGGUUUCUGGAGGGAACGAGCAGCGGGGGGUUCUGUGCCAAUGACGGCUUGUUGCACAGCACGCUCAUAUCCUUGCCCUUUGGGGGAAUUGGGCACAGCGGCAUGGGCAAGUAUCAUGGCAAGUUCAGCUUUGACACGUUUAGCCACCAUCGUGCUUGCCUACUGCGCAGUGAUGGGCGGGAGAAGCUGAACGAGAUCCGAUACCCCCCGUAUACCGAGCAACAUUUGGGAAUGGCUGUCUAUGCAAUGGAAGUGAAGAAAGGAUGGUCCUGUUCCCUUCAGUGACCCACAGGAACCUCCCUAUCGGGUUCUGAUAUUUCUUCUCCUCAUUGCUUCAACUUCAGGUUUUAACUCUUCCAAUUGCUUUCUGCCAUUUCCAUUAAUUAGUGACUGAUGGUGCACAGACCGUCCCACCGUGCCCUACCCUUCCACUAAUGGCCUGCCCCCGUCUCAACUACUUCUGUGCCAGCAAUUCUCUGCCCACGUCUGACAUCACCAGAGGAGAAAGACCUGAUUUAUAAAUGAUGGUGGAGCUGCAGGCCAGCCUGUUGUUCCCAUUAAGUGCAAGUAUAAAUGAUGAUGCUAAAGUGCACUUACCUGGCUGGGGUUAGGGUUGUGCCCCCCACCUUUAUCCAUGGCAGCAGGGUGCUUCUGGCUUGUUCCUGACUUCGGAGGGAUCCCCUCAUAUCAGCACAGGAACCGCCCACAGCUGCCGAGAAAAAGCUGAAAGUGGAGCUUUUAGGGAUAAAAAUACAAAAACAGCAGAAGUGUUAGUCUCACUGGUCUCCUUGAUAGUAAGCUCUUUGGGUCAGGCACUCAGUAUGUUUAUCAAUGAACAAAGCUACUAAUAAAUGACUCUAUUUGCA